Messenger RNA from Amphibalanus amphitrite, 2150 nucleotides. RefSeq names its product fumarate hydratase, mitochondrial-like. The coding region runs from base 410 to 1903 and encodes 497 amino acids. The transcript has a single exon. The record is from RefSeq and is a predicted model, not a curated record. Gene Ontology annotation, molecular function: fumarate hydratase activity. NCBI's taxonomy places the organism in Eukaryota, Metazoa, Arthropoda, Thecostraca, Balanomorpha, Balanidae. Gene Ontology annotation, biological process: tricarboxylic acid cycle; malate metabolic process; fumarate metabolic process. Gene Ontology annotation, cellular component: tricarboxylic acid cycle heteromeric enzyme complex; mitochondrion.
UUACAAAAUCGGCGCACACUUACAUUAUACUGAGCGUAUUUUUCAUUGUAUUUUUUAAAGGUUCUUUUAAAUUAUUACACAAUAUUUGCGCUAAGGUAGAAAGAAGUUUGCCGUUAAUUUUCCAAAUAAUUCAAGGAUUUUCUGUGCUGAUCGUUUAAGACAAGACUCUUGUCAUCUACUUUUUUCUCUUGGCAUAUCGCCAAGUUUUCAUUUCGCCUGUCUAUAAACGACCUCCUGCUGUGCCCCUGUCGGCUGGAACUGAAAGGUCGGUACUGAAGCUGCAUACCGCCUGCCAUUACGAACACUUGACACCGAUUUGGCCCAGCAACCAACCGUGACUAAGCCAGCCAGUGAGAGGCCGUAUCCAGGCGCCGUGAUUGGUGUGCCCGUGCUCCGUAAAGCAUUACAGAUGGCGUUAUCAGGUAGCCUGAGGGGAUCUGGGCGGGCAGUGUCCGCCUGGAGCUGGAAAACCGGUCAGGCAUUCAGCACGUCCAGCAUCAUGGCUUCCAAGGGAGUGAGGAAGGAGUCUGAUACCUUUGGUGAGCUUGAAGUGCCUGCUGAAAAAUAUUAUGGUGCUCAAACAAAGAGAUCCAUGCUUAACUUUCCCAUUGGAGGAACCAAUGAAAGAAUGCCAGAACCUGUCAUCAAGGCAUUUGGUGUUCUGAAAAAGGCUGCUGCUGAGGUGAACAAGGAGUUUGGGUUGGACCCCAAAGUUGCUGAUGCUAUCUCCAAGGCUGCGGAUGAAGUUAUCAGUGGCAAACUCUACGAGGAUCAUUUCCCACUCGUCAUCUGGCAGACAGGCUCUGGAACCCAGUCCAACAUGAACACAAAUGAAGUUAUUGCCAACAGAGCAAUUGAGAUGCUUGGUGGUGAGCUUGGUAGCAAAAAGCCUGUCCAUCCAAAUGACCAUGUGAACAAGAGCCAGAGCUCCAAUGACACGUAUCCUACGGCUAUGCACAUUGCUGUGGCUGUGGAGAUUCACAACACCCUGCUGCCCAGCAUGCAGAAGCUGCAUGAUGCACUGGAUGCCAAAGCCAAAGAAUAUGCAGACAUUGUGAAGAUUGGCAGAACCCACACACAGGAUGCUACUCCCCUCACCCUGGGCCAGGAGUUCAGUGGCUAUGUCACUCAACUGGCCUUCGGCAUUGAGCGCAUCAAGGCCACCCUGCCCAGGGUGUACAUGCUGGCUGCUGGCGGCACUGCUGUGGGCACCGGCCUCAACACAAGGAAGGGCUUUGCUGAGAAGAUUGCUGACAAGGUGUCAAGCCUCACUGGCCUCCCAUUUGUCACUGCUCCCAACAAGUUUGAGGCUCUGGCUGCCCAUGACGCUCUGGUGGAGGUCUCGGGCGCGCUGAACGUCAUCGCCUGCAGCAUCAUGAAGAUCGCCAACGACCUGCGCUUCCUGGCGUCUGGCCCGCGGUGCGGCCUCGGCGAGCUCUCGCUGCCCGAGAACGAGCCGGGCAGCUCCAUCAUGCCGGGCAAGGUGAACCCGACCCAGUGCGAGGCCAUCACCAUGGUGGCGGCGCAGGUGAUGGGUAACCACGUGGCAGUCAGCGUCGGCGGCAGCAACGGCCACUUCGAGCUGAACGUCUUCAAGCCGAUGAUGGUGGCCAACGUGCUGCGCUCGAUCCGGCUGCUCGGAGACUCGUGCCAGGCGUUCACCGACAAGUGCGUGGUCGGCAUCGAGGUGAACCGGUCGCGCGUCGACCAGCUCCUGCACGAGAGCCUGAUGCUGGUGACGGCGCUCAACCCGCACAUCGGCUACGACAAGGCGGCGCACAUCGCCAAGACGGCGCACAAGGAGGGCUCCACGCUGCGCGCCACCGCCAUCAGGCUCGGCUACCUGACCGAGGCGCAGUUCGACGAGUGGGUGCGGCCCGAGGAUAUGCUGGGACCCAAGUAGGCGGCGCACGCGAGUCCGGCGAUCGCACGCCGCCCCCCGGCGCGGCUCACCCCUUCCCUGAACUGCGGGCAGAAAGGUCACGUCGGUGGCGGUCAUGAUUACUGGGAGAAAGUUCGAGCGGAGAGUGUUAUGGAUUGGUACAAGUGUGAGCGAAUGUGAGACGACUGGUCGCAAAGCGGUGUUUUUGAAUGUUUAUCGCCGUAGUGACACAGGCUUCUCACGGAAAUAAAGUUUAUUGGUGCAAAAA